Schizosaccharomyces cryophilus OY26 is the source of this 2192-nucleotide messenger RNA. RefSeq names its product AGC/NDR protein kinase Mug27. NCBI's taxonomy places the organism in Eukaryota, Fungi, Ascomycota, Schizosaccharomycetes, Schizosaccharomycetales, Schizosaccharomycetaceae. The record is from RefSeq and is a predicted model, not a curated record. Gene Ontology annotation, biological process: intracellular signal transduction; peptidyl-serine phosphorylation. The transcript is spliced from 3 exons. Bases 1 to 1860 code for a protein of 619 amino acids. Gene Ontology annotation, cellular component: spindle pole body. Gene Ontology annotation, molecular function: protein serine/threonine kinase activity; ATP binding.
AUGAGAAAAGGUAAAAAAGAAGCCGAUAAUUAUGAUAUUGAUGACUCUAAAUCAGGACAUUUAAAGUUUCCAAUGUUGAAUAGCUACGACAAAGAGCUUAAAGAUCCAUCUUCUAACCAGUUGAGAGAAGUUAACAAAAAUAAAGUAAUAAAGAAGAAAAGGAGAGAAUAUCAAAAUGAGAAUCAAGGAAAUCCUUUCGUCGUGUCGAAUACAGGAGACGACGAUCAAGAAAAUGCUCUUCCUAGUUUGUCAUCUUUAACCCAUGAUAAGGCUAAUGUAGCCGAUGAAAGGAACAAAGCAGUUUCCAAACGGACAGUACGAUUAGGAACUAUACGUUAUCAACUGCUACGACCUAGUCAAGUUGAAAUAUUGGGUCGACCGGAGGUUGCACGAAAAAGAGUUGCCUGCCAACUCUAUUUCCUUAACUAUUAUAUCAACUUCAUAGAAUAUUACAAAUUACGGAGAGAGCGUUUAAAUCAGUUUACUGAAUGCACUCAAGAUUUGAAAACCUCGAAACAAAAGAAAUUAUGGAAAGAGCACCGCGGACGAGAAAGAGCCUUUUUAAGAAAAAGAAGAGCAAAAAUCCAAAGCAACCAUUUCGAUCUACUCGUAAAACUUGGACAAGGCGGUUAUGGAUCCGUUUGGCUAGCUAAGAAGAGAGAUACCCAUGAAUUUGUAGCAUUGAAAAUGAUGAGGAAAGCAGUUUUACAACAAAUGGAUGAAGUGCGGCACAUCUUGACUGAGAGGGACAUUUUGACCAACACAAAUUCUGAAUGGCUAGUCAAACUAUUCUACGCAUUCCAAGAUAAAACUUCUGUUUACUUAGCGAUGGAAUACGUACCAGGAGGGGAUUUUCGAACGUACUUGGCUAUGCAUGGGUUACUUCGUGAAAAGCAAAUCCGAUUUUAUCUAGCAGAGAUGUUUAUGGCAGUCAAUGAAGUCCAUAAAUUGGGCUAUACACACAGAGAUUUGAAGCCUGAGAACUUUUUGAUUGACAAGAGAGGACAUCUCAAGCUAGGUGAUUUCGGACUCAGUACAGGACUUGCAAAUUCCAUAGUCGGUUCUCCUGAAUAUAUGGCUCCAGAAGUAAUAUAUGGCAAAGGUUAUGACAAGACUGUGGAUUAUUGGUCUUUGGGGUGCAUUUUUUAUGAAUGCGCUGUAGGUUAUCCUCCAUUUUCCGGGGCGACAACACAAGAGACAUGGACUAAUCUUUAUUUUUGGAAAGAUGUUUUGCAAAGACCGGAAAAGAUAAGGAACGGCCAGUACGACAAAACAGCAGUUCGCAUUUCUGACAAUGCUUGGUCGUUCAUUCUAAAGUGCUUAACUGAGCCGGAAAUGCGGUUUCAGGGUAUGUCAGAAGUUCAAAAGCAUCCUUAUUUUUCAAAAAUUCACUGGAAUCAUUUGAGAACUCAUGGAAGACCACCGUUUGUGCCUCAUUUGAGUAACCAGCUAGACACCUCGCACUUUGAUGAUUUUUCGAACGAAGCUGUUAUGGAAGCGUAUAAAGAUGUUUAUGAUAAACAAAGAAUUAUGGAGGAAAAAUUGCGUAAGCGACAGGCUUGCAUCAACCAGCGUCCCUUUCAAGGGUUUACAUAUAAGCAUCGUACGAAUCAUCUGAAGCAACCCAAGCCGGAAGAGGGUAACGACUGGAAGAAAAAGGGCGAGAAUGUUUCUAGAAAAAAGAAAACGAAGGAUUGCGUUUACAGGAAUGAAUUGGCUCUUGCGUCCGAUUCAUCAGAAACCGUUCCCUUAUAUAAACACUUGAAAGCCGAGAAAAAGGGAAAUAAUGAAAAAAAUAAACUGCAUCCUAAUGACUAUUUAAGAAGAAAAGAAAAGGAUUACUAUGAAGUCUUAUUUUGAUUAGUUUUCAAAUCCUUUUCUAAUUAUGGGCACUCUUUCCAGAGUGACAAAAAAAAACAUCUUCAAAGCUUAGAAGGAUAUAGCUUAUAAAGAGAAAUACUAUCACACUCUUUUUCUAGUCUUUUCCCUCUAUUCCUGUAUUCGACAAGUGGCAUGCGUUUACAGUUUUCGUUGCAAUCCAUACCUUACCGAAGCUUAGGCAUUAUAAAGUUAGCGAAUUUGUAACAAAUCCCCAUAGUUAACAACUUAAAGUCAUGGGGUCAUCCAGAAAAAGAGCAUUAUCUGUUUGUUAAUUUAGAUAACCGAUUGGCACAAUAGCAAUGAUUUUUUAU